UUAGGUGCUACGCGGCCGCGGGAUUGCGGCCUCCCCGGUCACCCUCCGUUCUGAGCAGGGCAGCGCCCCACCCGCUGGCUGCCGCCCACCCCGCACCCCUGAGAGGGGCUGGGCCGGCUCCCGCCGCCGUUACCGUGCGCCGCUGCUGAGCGCGAGGCCGCCGCCGAGCCCGCCCGCCCGCGUUUCGCGGCCGUUCCCUCCGAGUUGCGCGCUCCCCGCGUGCCUCCGGCUGGCCGCGCCGCUGCGAGGGGGCUGGCGGCACCUCAGCGGGCAGCCCUGCGCAGCGGGACAUGCUCAAACCCAGCACGGACCUUGCCUUACCGUGAAGUUUUUUGGCAAGCAGCUUUAGGUAGCAUCUGUGAAGAUAGAAACUGACUUUCUGACCUGAAUUACUAAGCUGUGUCCAGAGCCUUUUUGUGAGGAGCCUUAGCACGAAGAUGAGUACCAUCAACUCACAGGAUGAUGAAGAUACGUUUAAAAUACUCAUUGCUACUGAUAUUCACCUUGGCUAUUUGGAGAAGGAUCCAGUGCGUGGAAAUGAUACGUUUGUAACUUUAAAUGAAAUUCUGGACCACGCUCAAAAAAAUGAAGUGGACUUUGUUUUAUUAGGUGGGGACCUUUUUCAUGACAACAAACCGUCCAGGAAAACAGUACAUGCUUGUGUGGAGUCACUAAGAAAAUAUUGCAUGGGCGAUCGUCCUGUUCAGUUUGAAAUUUUGAGUGAUCAGGCAGUUAAUUUUCAUUAUAGCAAGUUUCCAUGGGUGAAUUAUCAGGAUAGAAAUCUCAACAUUUCUAUUCCAAUUUUUAGUAUUCAUGGCAAUCAUGAUGAUCCCACAGGGGCAGAUGCACUGUGUGCAUUGGAUAUUUUAAGCUGUGCAGGAUUGUUGAAUCACUUUGGACGUUCAACUUCUGUGGAGAAAAUAGAUAUUAGUCCUAUUUUAUUGCGUAAGGGUAGAACAAAAAUUGCUCUGUAUGGUUUGGGAGCUAUUCCAGAUGAGAGGUUGUAUCGUAUGUUUGUCAAUAAACAAGUAACCAUGCUAAGACCAAGGGAGGAUGAAGAUAGUUGGUUUAACUUGUUUGUGAUUCAUCAAAAUAGGAGCAAACAUGGAGCUACAAACUACAUUCCAGAGCAGUUUUUAGAUGAUUUUAUAAAUCUUGUUGUGUGGGGUCAUGAACAUGAGUGCAAAAUAGCUCCAUCCCAAAAUGAACAGCAAAAUUUCUAUGUUUCUCAGCCAGGAAGUUCAGUGGUAACAUCUCUGUCCCCUGGAGAAGCUGUGAAGAAACACAUUGGUUUGCUGCAUGUUAAAGGGAAAAAAAUGAAAAUGCAGAAGAUUGCUCUAGAGACAGUGCGAACUUUCCAUAUGGAGGAUGUUGUUCUAGCUGAUCAUCCAGAUCUUUUUAAUCCUGACAAUCCUAAAGUAACUCAGGCAAUACAAGCAUUCUGCAUGGAAAAGGUUGAAUCGAUGCUGGACAAUGCAGAAAGAGAACGCUUGGGAAAUCCACGCCAGCCAGAGAAGCCUCUCAUAAGAUUACGAGUUGAUUAUGCAGGUGGCUUUGAACCAUUCAGUGUCCAUCGUUUUAGCCAGAAGUACAUGGAUAGGGUGGCUAACCCAAAAGACAUCAUAUACUUUUUCAGGCAUCGUGAACAAAAGGAGAAAAAUGACAACGAUCUUAAUUUUGGAAAACUGGUUACCAGACCUGCUCCCGAGGGGAUGACACUGAGGGUGGAAGACCUUGUAAAGCAAUAUUUUCAGACAGCAGAGAAGAAAGUACAGCUUUCACUUCUAACUGAAAGAGGAAUGGGAGAAGCAGUGCAGGAAUUUGUGGACAAAGAGGAGAAAGAUGCCAUAGAAGAAUUGGUGAAAUUUCAACUAGAAAAAACACAGAGGUUUCUUAAGGAGCGUCGCACCGAUGCAGAGGAAGAAAAAAUAGAUGAGGAGGUGCGAAAAUUCAGGGAAAGUAGAAAAAAGAACACCGAAGAAGAGGAUGAGGAAGUUCGUGAGGCAAUGACCAGAGCUAGAGCCCACAGAUCUGAGGAUGCAGUUCUUAUUGCAGCCUCCAGUGAUGAAGAACUCAUGGAUAUGGGGAUGAAAGGCACUGGUGAUUCAGAUGAUGGCCUUCCUGCAACACUGAGCAGAGGAAGGGGUUACACGAGAGGUAGGGGAAGAGGUACAAGAGGACAAAAUUCAACAGCAAGAGGUUCAUCUCGAAGGGGAAGAGGAAGCACUAGCCAAGAGUCAGCUACUAGCAGCAAAACCUACAAACCUGUAUCUGUGCCUGCCAAGAAUAUGUCUAUCGUGGAUGCCUUUAGGUCUUUGAAACCAGAGACCUCCUUGAAUUCAUCUAAAUCAUACUCUGAGGAUAUUAUAGAUGAUUCUGAUCUAGAAGAUACUUCUUUUGUUCCUUCUUCCAGAGUAAAUCAGAGGUUGUCAACUACAUCUUCACUUAGUAAAAGAGGUUCACAAAGCCAAACAUCUAGAGGAGUGGAUUUUGAGUCAGAUGAGGAUGAAUUUGAUCCUUUCAAAAGCACUGCAACAUCAAGAAGAACAAAGUGAUUUCUGGCUCACUAUACAAGAGAAACCAUGAAAGUUAGUGAAGAAAAUGGAAAGCAGUUUGCAAGGCAUUCUCUGUAUGACUUUUCUCUGUAAAUGAUGGCUUGCCUUCAAUUUUCACUUUUCUGAAAUGUUUUCGGUUUGGGGUUUUUUUAAGUGGCACCAAACUUGGUAUAAUUUGGGUGUCAUGUUGCUUGAUGCAUUAGACUAGAGCGUCUAAUAUUCUGAAGUACUACCUGAAACUGCAAGUUCUUUCCAAAACUUCUAAAAGCCUGUUUUCUUUCUGGGAUGAUAAGAUAGAUAAGUCAGAUCUUUUCUAUAAAACUCCAUCUCCUGGGCUUGAAUUUUGUAAAGGAGUAAAUUUAUAGUAGUAUGCAAGUAUGGAUAUGGACAUGGACUCCAUCAGUGUCAUGAAACUUGUACUUAUUUUCAAUUUUCUACGGAUACAGUUGAAAAAUCUGAAGAGUAAUAGUUUGACCCAAAAAUACAGUUUUCAGUAUUGAAGCUGGAAGAUGUUCUAAUACCUUCAACUCUACUAGGAGAACUAAACCCACUAUUCCACUGUUAUUAAAUGUCAUAGUAUACAGGAAUGAAUUCUGCUCUGUAAUUCAAGAAGUGCCAAAGACUUCAGAUUGAAUUGCAUUGUCAACUUUUACCCUGUAAAUAAGAUGUAAGGGCUAGGACCUUACAGCUUCACAAGGAAUGCUGCUUGAAGAAUAAAGCGGUUGAGCCAGUAA
Tyto alba (common barn owl) is the source of this 3289-nucleotide messenger RNA. RefSeq names its product MRE11 homolog, double strand break repair nuclease (gene MRE11). Gene Ontology annotation, cellular component: nucleus; Mre11 complex. Bases 438 to 2555 code for a protein of 705 amino acids. The record is from RefSeq and is a predicted model, not a curated record. The transcript has 20 exons. Gene Ontology annotation, biological process: mitochondrial double-strand break repair via homologous recombination; mitotic intra-S DNA damage checkpoint signaling; double-strand break repair via homologous recombination. Gene Ontology annotation, molecular function: manganese ion binding; 3'-5'-DNA exonuclease activity; DNA endonuclease activity. Lineage: Eukaryota; Metazoa; Chordata; Aves; Strigiformes; Tytonidae.